UUAAUUCUAAAAAUUAUAAUCACGUUCGGCCGUGGAUUUCUAUGGUAGAAAAACAGUAAAGCUAAGAGAAAAAAUAAAAGUUCUUAGUAUCAUCACCUCCGUCUCACUAUCCCUUGUCUCCCUGGGUGCUGCCGUCAGCUUCUUUGGAUAAAGAAAGAGGAGGAGAAGUGAAAGGGAGUUAGAGGGAGUGUGCCGGCGGCGCACGAUGGUACUCGGUUCCCUUAUUUCAGUGUCUGCCUCAGUUUCCACCAGUUAUAAAAUCUGAACUUAGCUUUUUCUUACUUCAUUUCAUGAGCUAUGGUGGACCUAAAGAGAAUCCUCUUGUUCUUUCGUUCUUCAUUGUUCAUUCUCUUAGCAGAUUGGCUUGAUUUUAAAUCUAAAAAGAAGAAGAGGAGAGGGAUUUGCAGUAGUAAAAUACUUUGGAUAAGGCGAUUUUCGGGAUUCUUUUUCGCAGCAAUGUUGAUGAUUAUUCUUUCCCCUUCACUCCACUCAUUCCCUCCAGCUGAAGCCAUUAAAUCCUCUCACCUAGACAGCUACCUUCGAUUACAAUCGUAUCAGGCGUCGCACUCCUCCAAGUAUCGGUUUUCUUUUCGAAAGGCCUCUGGAUUUCGUAAUGCCGACGAAUGUGGCUUCACCGACCGUAAAAUCACCGGAGUCUGCGAUCCUUCUUUAGUCCACGUGGCCAUCACUCUCGAUGUUGUCUACCUCCGUGGGUCAAUGGCCGCCGUUCACUCCAUUCUCCAGCAUUCGUUGUGUCCGGAGAACAUCUUUUUCCAUUUCAUCGUAUCGGACGCCGAUCUGGAAACUCUCGUUCGGUCCACGAUCCCUCAGUUGAAGUUCAAGGUUUAUUAUUUCGAUCCCGAGACUGUACGGAACCUGAUAUCGUCUUCUGUUAGGCAAGCGCUUGAGCAGCCGUUAAAUUACGCUAGGAAUUACUUAGCUGAUCUGCUAGAACCGUGCGUACGGAGAGUGAUCUAUUUGGACUCUGAUCUAGUCGUUGUUGACGACAUCACUAAGCUUUGGAUCACCAACCUGGGUUCACGGACAAUCGGAGCACCCGAAUAUUGCCACGCCAACUUCACAAACUAUUUCACCGGCGGUUUCUGGUCGGACCAGCGGUUUUCGAGGACAUUCAAAGGGAGGAAGCCGUGCUAUUUCAACACAGGGGUGAUGGUGAUAGACCUAGUUAAAUGGAGACGGGUCGGGUACACAAAACGGAUAGAAAGAUGGAUGCAGAUCCAGAAACGUUACCGGAUCUAUGAGCUUGGUUCGUUACCGCCGUUCCUGUUGGUUUUCGCGGGACGUGUGGCGCCCAUCGAGCAUAGAUGGAACCAGCACGGGUUGGGUGGGGACAAUGUGAAGGGAAGUUGUCGAGAAUUGCACCCUGGUCCCGUCAGCCUCUUGCAUUGGUCUGGUAGCGGUAAGCCAUGGCUAAGGCUGGACUCAAAUCGGCCAUGUCCACUGGACGCAUUGUGGGCGCCUUACGACUUGUACGGACACCCACAUUGAAAUCACAGCAAGGAUAUAUUGGCCGUUAAAAAAAGAGAAUAGGGUUGUAGGUGUGGACUGUGGAGUGCAAUGAGCAAAGACGUGGAAUCCAAUUAGCCGGUGAAAGGGGAGGAUACGUUGGUGCCAUUGGCAGCGGUGUUAAUAACUUCAGCACAGUUAUGAAGAUAAGCACAUAUAUUUGCCCUUCUGUAACUUUUUAUUUAUUUAUUUUCAUUGCCAAAUAAUGUGAUACGUGCAUACAUAUACAAUGGUGGCAUCAAGGGAAUUCAUUGUAGCGUAUAGAAAUGUUCAAAGUAGGAAAUGGGACCGGAUUCUUUUGUGCCCUGGCACCACACGUGGCCAGUUGUUUGAAUUUUAUUUUGUAAAAAUAAAAGUUAGUCAGCACCAUAUGAUUUGUUCCA
Messenger RNA from Gossypium raimondii (Peruvian cotton), 1910 nucleotides. RefSeq names its product probable galacturonosyltransferase-like 7. The coding region runs from base 298 to 1509 and encodes 403 amino acids. Gene Ontology annotation, cellular component: Golgi apparatus. NCBI's taxonomy places the organism in Eukaryota, Viridiplantae, Streptophyta, Magnoliopsida, Malvales, Malvaceae. Gene Ontology annotation, molecular function: glycosyltransferase activity. The transcript is spliced from 2 exons. The record is from RefSeq and is a predicted model, not a curated record.